This is a messenger RNA of Prosopis cineraria, 1292 nucleotides long. RefSeq names its product inositol monophosphatase 3-like. Gene Ontology annotation, biological process: signal transduction; phosphatidylinositol phosphate biosynthetic process; inositol metabolic process. Bases 197 to 1009 code for a protein of 270 amino acids. The transcript is spliced from 12 exons. Gene Ontology annotation, molecular function: inositol monophosphate 1-phosphatase activity. The record is from RefSeq and is a predicted model, not a curated record. Lineage: Eukaryota; Viridiplantae; Streptophyta; Magnoliopsida; Fabales; Fabaceae.
AGUAAUGAGACUGAGAAAUACGUUUGUUUUCUGAAGGAACACUAAGAAAAUUUGUAUACUAUUUAGUCAUUUAUAAUACCUAUGAGCCUCAUCGGUUAGUUAGUCUGUGAGCGAGAAAGCUGAAGAAGAAAUCAUAGCUACUCUCUCCCAUCAUCACGUUUCAGAAAACCUCAUCAUCUCAAGUCAAUCUCAAAAUAUGGCUGACAUUGAUUCGCUCCCGGAAUUCCUCGCCUCUGCAAUUGAUGCUGCUCAGAAAGCUGGUGAGAUUAUUCGAAAAGCGUUCUACGAGACCAAACAUGUGGAGCAUAAAGGACAGGUUGAUUUGGUCACGGAAACUGAUAAAGCAUGUGAAGAACUCAUAUUCAAUCAUCUGAAGCAAAUUUACCCUGCCCACAAGUUCAUUGGUGAAGAAACUACCGCAGCUCAAGGUUCCACAGAACUUACAGAUGAACCCACAUGGAUAGUUGAUCCUGUGGAUGGAACUACUAACUUUGUGCAUGGCUUCCCUUUUGUUUGUGUCUCCAUAGGCCUUACAAUUCAAAAAGUUCCCACCGUUGGUGUUGUUUACAAUCCAAUAUUGAAUGAGCUUUUCACUGCCAUUUCCGGGAAAGGUGCUUUUUUGAACGGUAACCCUAUAAAAGUAUCAUCACAAACUGAUCUGAUAAGCUCUCUUCUUGUGACUGAGUGUGGCACAAAUCGUGACAAGUCAAUAGUUGAUGCCUAUACAAAGAGGGUCAAAAGCUUGCUUUUAAAGGUGAGAUCCCUCCGAGCAUGUGGUUCCUUGGCUUUGAACCUUUGUGGAGUCGCAUGUGGAAGGCUUGAUAUAUGCUUUCAGCUUAGCUUUGGUGGUGCUUGGGAUGUAGCGGCUGGUGCUGUCAUUGUUAGAGAAGCUGGAGGUGUUAUGUAUGAUCCUUCUGGUGCAGAAUUUGACCUCACAGCUCGGAGGGUGGCAGCUUCAAACCCUUCCCUGAAGGAUAAACUGGUGGAGGCUCUGCGCCAAGUAGAGUGACAAGAAAAUGAUUAUUCACCUUACAAGCCCUGCCUCUGCCGCUCCUUUUCCCUUUUGAUUCAACGCUUCCAUGCUGGGUGUCUUCAAUUAUUUUUCUUGCUCUUUAAAAUAGUCAAAGGUAAUGGCUUAUUACCUGCCAUGGCAUAUCAUCUUUAAUGUUAAGACGAACUUAAUCUUCUGCCGUUGGAUCUUCAUUUCUUUCGUACUCUGCACUGGGUUUCCUUGUGUGACCAUAAAUAUUUAAGAGGGAUUUGAUAUGAUAGUAUCUUAUUACAUCACACAA